Molecule: messenger RNA, 1605 nt
Organism: Kalmanozyma brasiliensis GHG001
Lineage: Eukaryota; Fungi; Basidiomycota; Ustilaginomycetes; Ustilaginales
Product: Etoposide-induced 2.4
Exons: 1
Coding region: 1-1605 (534 amino acids)
Biological process (GO): macroautophagy
Cellular component (GO): endoplasmic reticulum
Source: RefSeq, a predicted model, not a curated record
AUGCUGGGCGUCCCGGCCAACAGCCGCGUCGCGUCGAGCGGUUUCUACCAUCGACCCAAUGCAAUGUCGGUGUCCGACGUGGAUCUCGACGUCGAGGGUGGGGGAGGAGGGAGGAUCGAUGAGAUCUACGACACUGGCCUGCCGUGGCCUCUGGGAACAAGCGCUCGUCCAACAUCUUGGUCUGCGAAAGGUCCUGCAGAGCGCAUUCCGCGCAUGCCGUUAGUCCAGAGUCUGCGAUGCCACCUCAACUGGGCGAGAGCAGGCUGGUGGGAUGGAAAUCGAUGGCCAGAAGCCUUCAAGCUCAUCGCCAGCUCCAGCGAGAUCCGCAACGGCGUCCUCAAAGGCCUGCUACUCAGCGGUACGAUCGCUGCCGUCGUAUUUUUCUUCGAGCUGGCCUUCUUUCCCAAGAUCCUCUUCCAGGGUCCGCCGGUCAAGAACGUGCAGAACAUGGCAGAAUCCGGAUCGAUUGUUGGCGGGUUAGGCAACGUCUUUUGGUUGUAUCCUCUCAUAGGCGGAAGCUACCUCCUCGCCUCUUCGUGGACCUCCGACAUCGCGCAGGCUGCCUACAAGCUUCGGCACGGCCACGUCCGACGUCUCACCCUGUCCAAUCCAUCGCUACCUCCAGGCACAUCGCGGCGUCUGGUGCAGGAGAUCUACCGAAUCAUCCUCAUCCUCAACUACACCAUCCUCUACGUCCUGCUGGGUCGCAUACCCUACCUCGGUCGACCACUGUCCUUCUUGUUCAUGUGUCUUGUCGAUGGAUACUACUGUUUCGAGCAGGCGUGGAUCUCCCGAGGGUGGUCGCUGGAUCGCAGGAUGCGCUACUGCGAGGAGAGGUGGUCGUACUUUAUCGCGUUCGGUCUGCCGUCCACUGCGGUGUCCUUCUUCCAUCCGAGCGGACUGCUCAACUUGAUGCUCUUCAUGCUCGUCUUCCCGUUCUGCACGGUGCUAGCGAUGCUCGCCGAUCCUCAGCCGCGGAUCUCGGCCUCCGGAGCCGUCGCAUCUUCCUCCAACGGCUUCGGCGUCGGCGGUGGGUCCGAUUACGCCAACGGUCCCCUUCAUCGACUCGUCCCCUCGCGUCUCGCCGUCUUUUGGCCCACGGUCAAGCUGCACCGCCUCGUGCUCCAGCUCUUGCCCUCGUUUGCCGACGCACCUCUCGCACCGUCCGCACAGGCCUACGAGCGGAGCGCCAAUAUGUACGGCAGGACCGGCGACCUUUCCACCUCCAACUCGGGCGGCUUUUCGGUCAAUGGAGGAUUCGGAGGCUUUGGCACGGGUGGGAAACGAGCAGCAGAGAUGGUGGGCGGUAUCUUCAACAAUGGCAGCCGCAGCAACCUCAAUUCGGGGCGCAAUUCACCCACAGCGUGGUCGGCGUACGGUGCAGCCCCUCGAUCGUCUCAGGAAGCAGCAAAUGGUGGGGCUGCGAUGGGCGAUGCGUACGGUCAGAUGAAGGUGGGCGGCGGUGUGCCCGGGCUGGCAGGGUCCGCGACAGGGACGUACAGCAACUCGGGACAGAACAUGUAUGCGAGACCGUCGGCAACGGCCAAGGGCCCUCUAGGUCCACCACCAAAAGGUCCCGCCGCGAAUCAUCGGAAGGCAGACUAG